CCUACAAUGUUUCCUUGUGCUUGAUUGUUGAAUGCCACUGUUGAUAGUGGGUUUUUAAAAUCAUAACCUCACUUAUUGUCUUGUGGAAUGUGUUCUGUGCAUUAUAACCGAUAUAUGAUUAUAAUUUAUGUAACAGGUGUAAAUGUUGCACUUCAAUUUCGCCAUUACAAUGAGUGUAAUGCACGUAAUAGAUAAUAGGACAAAGGUUAAAAAAUUAUCUUAUCUCUCCACUUUGGGUUAGUAAGUCGUGAUGAGCGCCGCUCCAGAAAGUCCAUUCAAAACCGAAUCGAUCAGCUUAAUUCAACAUUUGUACGCAACCGCAAGCGUUACUAAAGUUACGGUACGAUGGAGAGAUUCGCUACGACAGAUUAUGGCCUCCUGUAUCGCUCACUGCAUUGUCAUAGCGGCCGGAGCAAACAUGGCCUUCUCGGCGAUUUUAAUACCUCAGCUACGGGCAAGUAAGGAUAUUCCGAUUACGGAUUCCGAGGCAUCUUGGAUUGCAAGCCUGGUGACAAUCGCGCUGCCGUUCGGAAGCCUGCUGACGGGCGUGCUGAUGGAUAGGUUCGGACGGAAGGCGACCUGCAUGAUUUCGACCGUGCCGUUCGCGAUCGCCUGGAUGGUGAUGGCGGUCGCCUCCAACUUGACGGUCAUCUACGUAGCCCGCACGAUCGCCGGUAUGUCGUCGGGGUUGACCUCGGUCUCGCUGGUUUACAUUAGCGAGAUUACGCAUCCCGACUAUCGUCCGAUGCUUCUAGGCCUCAACAGUGUCUACGUCUCGCUUGGAAUACUGCUCACUUGUCUUCUAGGUUACUGGCUGCAGUGGCGGAUGAUCUGCUACGUGUUUUUCUCCAUCGAGGUCGUCGUGUUUCUGUGCCUGUUCGCGGUACCCGAAAGUCCCCAUUGGCUGAUCAGCUUUAGACGGAAUCGGGAGGGGGCCGCUCGUUCGUUGCGCUGGCUGUACAGGGACGCAAAGAUUUUUGACGACGAACAUCGGCGCCUUUCCUCCACACUCUUAAAAUCCGAGUCUGAAGACCAUUUCAAACUUUUCCAUAUCAAUACGUACAAAAGCCCCAUUGUAUAUAAACCCCUAAUUAUACUAUCCGUUCUGUUUGUAAUUCAACAAUUAACCGGCGCGUACGUCAUAAUAUUUUACGCCAUCGACAUCUUUCGGAAGGUGUACAGAAACAUCGAGGGGGAUCACGAGGAGUACUUGGCGCUCGUGCUGCUCGGCGUGGUUCGCUUCGUGACCGCGAUCGUCGCGUCGAUCGUCGCGAAGCGGGUCGGUCGCAGGUCGCUGCUUUUCGUUUCGGGUGCGGGAAUGUGCGUCACCAUGUUCGUGGCCGGCAUCUACAUGCACGCCAACACGGGCCAAGACGACUACAACGGUAACAUCGGUCUAGUCUGCAUUUUGGGAUACGUUUUCUUCGGGACCGUCGGCUUCCUCGUCAUUCCGUGGACCCUGAUCAGCGAAUUGCUGCCGGUUAAGGUGCGAGGUAAACUGGGAAGUCUUCUGAUCGGAUUGGCCUACGUGUACAUGUUCGGCGUGGUUAAGCUGUUCCCCGGCCUGUUGGGCGUUGUGGACUUGAAGUGGGUAUUUUGCGGUUUUUCGGCGGUUAAUUUGAUCGGUGUCGGCUUUACUUAUUGGUGUCUUCCGGAGACCUUGGGGAAACGACUUUCGGAAAUCGAGAGUUACUUCUUGUAAGUUGGGUAGAAUUAACUUUCUAGGGUUGGCAACAGUUUAAUAUACUAGAUCAAAAGUGCCUUAAAACUCUGCCACUUUUAUUACGUGUUCAAAGGGCGAUGAUUUUUUCCGUAUUAUAUGGUAACAUAGUAAAAAAAUCUGUGAUAUUGAGUAAUAAAAGGAGACUGUUAUCUUA
Messenger RNA from Photinus pyralis (common eastern firefly), 1877 nucleotides. Its product is annotated as facilitated trehalose transporter Tret1-like. The record is from RefSeq and is a predicted model, not a curated record. Gene Ontology annotation, molecular function: transmembrane transporter activity. NCBI's taxonomy places the organism in Eukaryota, Metazoa, Arthropoda, Insecta, Coleoptera, Lampyridae. Bases 251 to 1702 code for a protein of 483 amino acids. The transcript has 5 exons. Gene Ontology annotation, biological process: transmembrane transport. Gene Ontology annotation, cellular component: membrane.